UUUGAUGCUAAUGGAGAUGGAAAAAUCUCUGCCUUUGAGCUCAAGUCCUAUUUCGGAUCCAUUGGAGACUACUUGUUUCCCGACGAAGCUCAAGGCCUCACCCAAGACCUCGACUCCGAUGACGACCAUUUGUUGGACUUUCAGGAUUUCAUGAAGCUCAUGACCAUCAACAACAAUGAUGAUCUCAGGAAAGCUUUUGAGAUGUUUGUGUGGGAGAAGGAGAAUACGAAGGCUUCAUCGUCAUUGUCAGGUAGUAUCACCCCGAAGGGUUUGCAAUGGACGCUACAGCAGCUUGGUCUUGAAAUCUCAUAUGAUGACUGUGUUGCCAUGAUUGCUGCCUUUGACACUGAUCCUAAUUAA
Messenger RNA from Arachis duranensis, 360 nucleotides. Its product is annotated as probable calcium-binding protein CML41. The transcript has a single exon. The record is from RefSeq and is a predicted model, not a curated record. NCBI's taxonomy places the organism in Eukaryota, Viridiplantae, Streptophyta, Magnoliopsida, Fabales, Fabaceae. The annotation marks the transcript as partial. Gene Ontology annotation, molecular function: calcium ion binding.